AUGGUUGCCGGUGAGCGAAGUAUGGGUCGUUCAGUCGUGGACACGAUGGAUGGAUGGUUCAUCUUGAAAUGUCUGCCGUUUAUGCUGCUGAUUUUGGUGUCUCUGUUCUGCGACACGUCAUCCCAGACAGGGUAUACAGUGGAGCUAUCCAGAUCCAACUUUGACCAAGUCAUCGGCUCCAACGAAGUAGUGUUCAUAAACUUUUAUGCCAACUGGUGUCGUUUCAGUCAGAUGUUGAAGCCAGUGAUUGAAGACACCGCCAAGGCAGCGAGGGAGGAGUUUAGGCAACAGGGCCUGGUGGUUGUGGCGGCGUUGAACUGCGAAGCUGAAGAUGCGAUAGCUAAACGGUACCACAUCUCCAAGUACCCGACCCUGAAGAUGUUCCGCAACGGCAAGCUAGCCAAGCGAGAAUACCGCUCCCAGAGAUCCAAGGAUGCCUUCCUGAGCUUUCUGAGGGAGCAAGUCAAAGACAACAUCCUCCAGAUGCAGACGAAGGAAGACAUUCAAAAAGUCGAUGAAACGAAGCGUAACGUCAUUGCAUACUUCAAGUCAUCCAACACCAAUGAGUACAUGGUUUUCAAACGGGUCGCCAGCGCCCUACGCGACGACUGCUCUUUCUAUGUUGGAAUUGGUGACAACUUUAGGUCAGAAACCGUUUCUGGCGAUAACAUCAUGUUCAGACCACCUAGGACCAAAGACCAAGACAUGCUUUAUAUGGGCUCCAUGGUGAACUUUAACCUUCUUCACACAUGGUCCCAGGAUAAGUGUAUCCCACUGGUACGAGAGAUCACAUUUGAAAAUGGAGAGGAAUUGACAGAGGAAGGAUUGCCGUUCCUGAUCCUGUUCCACAGACCUGAGGAUGUCGAGAUUGUCAAACGAUUCAACGGCAUCAUCAGCAGAGAGCUAGUUGGGGACAAGGGAAGCAUCAACUUCUUGACGGCAGAUGGCACCAAGUUCUCCCACCCACUGCAUCAUCUAGGCAAGAGUGUCAAGGACCUGCCUCUGAUUGCCAUCGAUAGCUUCAGGCACAUGUACCUGCUCCCUAAUAUAGAAGACGUGGAUGUUCCGGGAAAACUGAAGUCGUUCAUACAAGACCUCCACUCAGGGAAACUUCACCGGGAAUUCCACCAUGGACCGGACAAGGAAACCCCCCAGGCCACGGUCCAACUCACGGCCGGAGGCCAGGCCCAGGCCCAGGACAAGAAACGCCCGACUGACCCCCCAGAGAGUACCUUUGUCAAACUCAAACCCAGCGAUAAUCGUUACUCAUUCAGAGACGAGCUUUGAGGAUUUGUCCUCAAACGACGCUCGUUUAAUUACUGAAGGGAAAAUAAAAAGGUGUCAAAUGUACACAUUUUAGGGUUUUAGCAAAUUCAAAAAAAUGAUGUGGAAAUCGGAGAUAUUUUUAUCUGGGGUAGCUGUUUGAAAUUGUUUUGGGUGUAAUUAUCUUUAUAGUAAUUGGUGUCGUUUGACUUCCUUUGUAGUUUAGAUAGAGGUGAGUUUGAACAUGUAGGAGUAGGUUGUUGGCACUGCGUAUGUUGCACAAACUUUCUACCAAAUUUUAAUUCAUUGAAACAAGUGAUUUGGAUCUGUUCACGUGUUUUUGAAAAGAAUGGCUCUCUACAAGAACUGCAUGUUGCAAUGUCUUAACUACUUA
Molecule: messenger RNA, 1657 nt
Organism: Patiria miniata (bat star)
Lineage: Eukaryota; Metazoa; Echinodermata; Asteroidea; Valvatida; Asterinidae
Gene: erp44
Product: endoplasmic reticulum resident protein 44-like
Exons: 10
Coding region: 1-1287 (428 amino acids)
Source: RefSeq, a predicted model, not a curated record